This is a messenger RNA of Sarcophilus harrisii (Tasmanian devil), 3628 nucleotides long. RefSeq names its product caspase-6. Gene Ontology annotation, biological process: proteolysis; apoptotic process; arachidonate secretion. Gene Ontology annotation, cellular component: extracellular region; cytoplasm. Bases 22 to 1572 code for a protein of 516 amino acids. The transcript has 9 exons. The record is from RefSeq and is a predicted model, not a curated record. Lineage: Eukaryota; Metazoa; Chordata; Mammalia; Dasyuromorphia; Dasyuridae. Gene Ontology annotation, molecular function: A2-type glycerophospholipase activity; calcium ion binding.
ACUCCCGCCCCGCCCGCCGUGAUGCACGCCGAGGUGACGCCAGCACGCCGAGAGCCUCCCGUCCGCACGCCGGAGAAGGAUGACGCCACACGGGCACCAGGUGAAGCCUGCGGGGCUCCGCGCUCCGUCAGCCGCCCGGGCACAGGUGUGUGCUGGGGGAGCUCUCCGCCCAGGCGGCAUGGAGCAGGCCGAACCGGGCGGCUGAGCCCGGGCGUGCGGCCGAUGCGGAGGACGCCCGCCGCCGAGACGUUGUCUGUGGCCUCGGAAAGGCGGGCGAUGGGGUCCCGGCUUCUGCCGGCUUGGCUGGCGCUGCUGCUGCUGCUCGGGGCGGCCCCCGGGGCCUGCCCCCAGGACGAUGCGACGGACUGGCGGGCCACGCUGAGGACCAUCCGCAACGGCGUCCACCGCAUUGACACGUACCUGAAUGCGGCUUUGGACCUGCUGGGUGGCGAGGACGGGCUGUGCCAGUACAAAUGCGCCGACGGAUCUAAGCCUGUCCCUCGCUAUGGAUAUAAACCUUCACCUCCAAAUGGAUGUGGCUCUCCAGUGUUUGGUGUUCAUCUUAACAUCGGCAUCCCUUCAGUAACAAAGUGCUGCAAUCAUCAUGACAGAUGCUAUGAAACCUGUGGCAGCACCAAGAAUGACUGUGAUGAGCAGUUUCAUUAUUGUCUCUCCAAGAUCUGCCAAGAAGUACAGAAAACACUGGGGCUACCCCAGAGUGUGCAAGUAGGUGCUGUACUAAAUGUGACAGAAAUGGAUGGCUUAAUUAAAAGUGAAUUAUUUGAUCCAGCAGAAAAGUAUAAAAUGAAUCACAAGAGGAGAGGUGUAGCUUUGAUCUUCAAUCAUGAGCGGUUCUUCUGGCACUUGACUUUGCCAGAUAGGCGUGGCACCAGAGCUGACAGAGAUAAUCUUAAACUAAGGCUUUCGAAUCUGGGGUUUGAAGUGAAUUGCUAUGAUGAUCUCAAAGCUGAAGAUCUGCUAAAGACCAUUCAUCAGGUGUCUACCUCUAGCCAUGUGGAUGCUGACUGCUUCUUGUGUGUAUUCCUGACUCAUGGUGAAGAAAAUCACAUCUAUGCCUAUGAUGCCAAAAUUGAUAUUCAGAAGCUCACCGCCAUGUUUAAGGGAGACAGAUGUCAGAGCUUAGUUGGGAAACCCAAGAUAUUUAUCAUUCAGGCAUGCCGGGGAGAACAGCACGAUGUCCCAGUCAUUCCUUUGGAUGUGGUUGAUUAUCAGACGGAAGAGGUGGAUGUCAAUGAAACUGAAGUCGAUGCCGCCUCAGUUUACACUCUCCCUGCUGGUGCCGACUUCCUCAUGUGCUACUCUGUUGCAGAAGGUUAUUUUUCUCACCGUGAAACAGUAAAUGGUUCCUGGUACAUUCAAGAUUUUUGUGAGAUGCUGGGAAAAUAUGGCUCCUCCUUAGAGUUUACAGAACUUCUCACACUGGUGAACAGGAAAGUUUCUCAUCGCAGAGUGGACUUCUGCAAGGACCCAAAAGCCAUUGGGAAAAAGCAGGUCCCUUGUUUUGCUUCCAUGUUGACCAAAAAGCUCUUCUUCCUUCCAAAGUCUAAUUAAAAUAUGGGCAGCUACCAUGUUUUAAACAUACAUUUUGGAGGCAUGAUUUCCUCCUCCCCAUGUCCCAUCUCCUUUCUUUUCAUACAAUUAAUAUCUUGAGAUAUGGGACCCAGUGCCUUUUGAAUUUUUUAAUCAUAUGUUCAUUUGGGGACAGACUCAUUGCUCAGCAGCACAAUUUAAAGUUGGGAAUUGUAACAGUUCCAAAACAAUUCCAGAGUACUCAAAAUUGGUACUUUUGUUAAAUAUUCAUUUUUGAUCGUAUUUGCUAAUUACUAUGUUGGCAACAUUCUCAGGGAAUAUUAGGGAAAUCUCCUUCCCAAGGGUUUAUGAGUAAUUGACUUUAAUUUCAUCCAGGUAGCUGUAAUUUGUACUUGUAGCAUUUUUGUUUCUUUACCAACAUCUGUUUUCUAAGUCAUUUAAAGCUUUUUUAGAUGCUUGAGUGAAAGAUAAAAACAGCAGAUCAUUUUCCAUUAGCAUUUCAGUUUAAAGGGAAUACUUGUAUCUUCUCUGGGACUUUUAGUUGUUUUAUAAAAUUAAAAAUAUUCUUAAAUAUCUGUGGUGUUUCUUCAUAAUCACCAAUACCUCUUACCCACCCUUUUAUAGCUUAUGUACAUAUUAUCCAAUAAAUGGAUACCUGCUCUCUCCAGAUUUAAAGCCAAUGCCCACAGCCUGUACCACCAUCGUUCUGCCUGGGUACAUGUUUUUCCUUUAGCUGCCCAGUAUUUUACAUUUUUCUAAGUCUAAGAUAACUCCAUCUACAUACUGUUGCCACUGCAGCUAAGACCCUGUCUUUUAAUUUAUGACAUCAUUCCUAGUGGUACCAACAUUUUGCUUUAAAUUGUUUCAUCUGUGAUUAUAUUUUAGGGUAGCAAAUUUGUGAUUAUAUAAGUAAGGUGUGUCUGCACAAUUGAAAUUUCAUUCUCAGAUUCUAAAUAGUCAAUAAAUUUAAUGACAUACCUUGUGGAUUUUCAUCAUUCCUUCUCACCCCUGAUGAUUAUAGUUGAUGUCUUUAAAAUUUAUUGUAACAAAAGAUUUUCUUCAGACUUUUUAAAAAAUCCUUUUUAAAUAAAUCACUACUUUAGUGAUUUGGUAAUUUAGUGUGAUCACUUAUUUAAGUGGCCAUUCAUAUCUAAUGGUUGGUGAGAUUCUUGUCCUCAUUCCAGAGGAAUGCUGGGGUGGUGACUAGCAGCCUCUCAAUCUUAACUCUCCACCUCCUUUUCUCCCCCUCUCCCUGCGAAGGUACAGUAAGACUUAACCACUCUCCAAUGGCUCUGUUCCAAAGAGGUAAAUACUCCAAAAUGUUGUACUUGGUGUACAGACCAUGAAAAAUUUUGGGGGCUUUAGGGAAAAAUAUUACACAAUUCUGAUUGUCUCAGAGAAAUUAAAUGUUUUAACCACUGUACUGUCAUCCUGUCUUAAAUAUGAUUAUUUUCAAUAGUUUUUUGGAGCAAUGUGACCUAAGCUCAGUUGCCAUAAGAGUUGAGUUUUGGAAAGCAAUAUGGACAGACCUAAAUUUUGUUUACAUUUAUUAUAUGGGUAAUAAUUUGAUACUUUUGUACUAAAAUCAUGUAAUUCUACAGAUUCCUUUCAUUUUUAUUCCAAUGUAGUUGGCUAUAGAUCCCACCUGUGUGGAAAGAAGUUAUUCAUUGUCAUCCAUUUUCAUGAGGUCUCAAAACAGCAGAAUACUAUAUUUAGGGCAAGUUGUCCAUGUUUUAGACUAGGUAACUUUUAAAAUUUCAAUUCUGAAUUGAUAGAAAUUGUCUUAUGCCAAUGAAAUUACAAGUCUGGUCCGCAAAAAAUCUAUCAGUUACUAUUUGGAAAUUAAUUUUAAUAACAGGCUAGAAUUUCUUAUUAUCUUUACAUAUAUAGAAUUUCUAGUUCUUCCCUCUUCUCUCCAAUUCAUAUGUAUCUUGUUUGUAUGUAAAUGUUUUCAUUUUGUCUUCUCUUAUUAGACUUCAAAUAUCUUUAGAGAUGUUUUGAGAGUUAAAAUUUUUAUGCCUUUGUAUCCCCAAUACUUAACAUAUCAAUAAAUGCUUGAAUUAGCAAAAUCUUACUU